Messenger RNA from Phytophthora nicotianae INRA-310, 1612 nucleotides. Its product is annotated as CAMK/CDPK protein kinase. NCBI's taxonomy places the organism in Eukaryota, Oomycota, Peronosporomycetes, Peronosporales, Peronosporaceae. The coding region runs from base 41 to 1387 and encodes 448 amino acids. Gene Ontology annotation, molecular function: protein serine/threonine kinase activity; ATP binding. Gene Ontology annotation, biological process: protein phosphorylation; mitotic DNA damage checkpoint signaling. The record is from RefSeq and is a predicted model, not a curated record. The transcript has a single exon. Gene Ontology annotation, cellular component: cytoplasm; nucleus.
AGUUGAAGGGACUGAAACCUUUUUGAGCAAGCACUUCAACAUGGGUUUUCGUCAACCGAGUGUCAGUGCAGAAAUUACGUCGAAGGAGUCAAUGCCCGACCGUCGCGCGUUGGUCAGUGAUGCGUGCACCAAGGUCUCCAAUAGUGACAGCGAUACCAUUUCCUUUAGCCCGAUGGAAGACGCGGUUCUGUCGAGCGAGUUCAUGAUUUCUGCUCGCGUCAAAUGUGCGCGAUUCGUGCCACGUUGGGUAUCGAAACGUCGAUGGAUCGUGCUCCGCGGCUCCAAAUCACCGAUUCUGAGUGUAUACCGUCACGACCCACGGCGUCCCGAGGACUGCGUGCCAGUUCGGAUGCUGCUGCUUGGAGGGGAUACCAGGAUGAGAGUCGUGGGAGAGAAGCGGCUGGUGUUGGUGAGCUCCAGGGUGCGCAAGGACGACACGCUGUCACUGGAGUUCGACACUAUUGAACAGCUUCAAGCUGUCCGUGAAACUCUAAGCCAAUGGGUGGCACUUGCCGUGCUGUUGCAACGCUUGUCGAUCCACGAGAGCAUGGCAAAAAGCCCCACCUCGGCAGUCUAUCUCUGUCACGACUACGACGAUCCGAAGAAGCAGUUUGUGCUCAAGCGUGUCCAUCGGUCUCAUGGCUACAGUGAACUAAAUGUGACUGCUCGCAUCAUGGCGUUGGGUCAGGAGAACCAUGAACUGGAGCAGUAUUUGGCGCAGUACUUCUACUUGUUUGAAGAUACCAAGGCCAAGUGCGUCACCGUUGUCAUGAAGUAUUACCCUGGUGGCACACUAGCCGACAGAAUCCAUGAACGUGGGCCUCUACGCGAAGCAAUGGCUUGCAACAUUUUAGUGUCACUGUGUCGAGCGUUGCAACUACUGCAUGAAAACCAAGUGCUGCACUUGGAUGUCAAAGCUAGCAACAUCCUUUUCGAUGACGCACCGACGGGCAACUUUAGCACUUUAAAGCUUGUGGAUUUCGGUAGCGGCGCGAAUAUUGACAACUGCGACGUUGGCGAAAAAAUGAUAAAUGCUGGAACUUAUGGCUGCAUGGCUCCCGAACGUUUCGAUGGUUAUUGCGGACCGGAGGCUGACGUCUACGGUGCUGGGAUCGUUUUGUAUCACAUGCUAUCUGGUUCAAUACCAUUUUCAGGUGCAGAUCCCUACCAACUCCUGGCGCGCAAUAUGAUCGGUGAUAUUAGUUUCGAGGAGAAAAUAUGGCAGCACGUGUCACCACGACUACAAUCUCUCACUUCUAGAAUGCUCGACAAGAAUCCAAAGGAAAGAAUCACCCUCGCAGACAUACUGAGUCUAUCAUGGCUAUCCCAAGAACCAGAAUCCAUUGACUCUAUAUCACACAAUACCGAGUCCCAGUCAUCCAAUUGAAGGUCCAUUCUACCAGAUCAAAGGCACAUUCCACCGUCAAGCCCUCCAAAAUGUAAUGGAGGAGACUUUAGGUGGAUGUAGCAGUCUCGUACACUUGCAGUAGCGCAUCAUCACCGCCCGAUACUAGCCGCGUUCCUGUCGAGUUGUACGCAACACUCCAUACCUAACAAUACGAGCUAGUGAGUCCAUAUCUUGAACUUAAUACAUGAAAAUGAAUGUCCUCUA